Messenger RNA from Bombina bombina (fire-bellied toad), 10987 nucleotides. It is a transcript of the gene EDEM3, whose product is annotated as ER degradation enhancing alpha-mannosidase like protein 3. The record is from RefSeq and is a predicted model, not a curated record. Gene Ontology annotation, biological process: mannose trimming involved in glycoprotein ERAD pathway; endoplasmic reticulum mannose trimming; carbohydrate metabolic process. The coding region runs from base 157 to 2937 and encodes 926 amino acids. Gene Ontology annotation, molecular function: mannosyl-oligosaccharide 1,2-alpha-mannosidase activity; calcium ion binding. The transcript has 21 exons. NCBI's taxonomy places the organism in Eukaryota, Metazoa, Chordata, Amphibia, Anura, Bombinatoridae. Gene Ontology annotation, cellular component: membrane; endoplasmic reticulum.
UGGCUAUGACGUUCUCCAUCGCUUUGUGCUGAUUGGCUGAUGUGCGUGAUGCUGACAGCUGGAAGCCGGAAGCGGUGUCUGAGUGUGAGCGGAGCUCGGGAAUUGUCAGGCCUCAGCACAAUGUGUAUAGCCCGGUACUAGCGGCAGCUCCGGGGGAUGGGCGACCUGACUGUGGGGGCCCGGCAGGGGGCAUGGGGCAGUCUGCUGCUCCUCACCCUGGUGUGUGGGACCACCGCCAUGAACAAGGAGGAGAAAGGGAAGCUUAGGAGCCAAGUGCUGGAAAUGUUUGAUCAUGCCUAUGGAAAUUAUAUGCAACAUGCGUACCCAGCCGAUGAGCUGAUGCCGCUGACGUGCCGUGGAAGAAUACGUGGGCAGGAACCGAGCAGAGGGGAUGUAGAUGACGCACUGGGAAAGUUUUCAUUGACAUUAAUUGAUACACUGGACACUCUAGUGGUGUUAAACCGUACCAAAGAUUUUGAAGAUGCCGUCCGAAAAGUAAUUAAAGAUGUCAAUUUAGAUAACGACAUUGUGGUGUCGGUCUUUGAGACGAACAUUCGAGUCCUCGGUGGGCUUCUUGGCGGUCACUCACUUGCCGUGAUGUUGAAAGAAAAUGGAGAUGGCAUGGACUGGUACAAUAACGAGCUGCUGCACAUGGCCAAAGAGGUUGGCUACAAACUGCUCCCAGCCUUCAACACCACCAGUGGCCUCCCAUAUCCACGGGUCAAUCUAAAGUUUGGCAUUAGAAGACCGGAGGCUCGGACAGGCACAGAGACCGACACCUGUACGGCCUGCGCAGGAACCCUCAUUCUGGAAUUCGCUGCACUCAGUCGCUUUACUGGAAUCUCAAUAUUUGAGGAAUAUGCACGGAAGGCGUUAGAUUUCCUUUGGGAGAAGAGACAGCGAAGUAGUAAUUUGGUUGGUGUAACCAUAAAUAUCCAUACUGGAGAUUGGGUUCGCAAAGACAGCGGUGUCGGAGCCGGCAUAGAUUCGUACUAUGAGUAUCUGCUGAAGGCCUAUGUGCUUUUGGGGGAUGACAGCUACCUGGAAAGGUUUAACACUCAUUACGACGCCAUCAUGCGAUAUAUCAGCCAGCCACCGCUUCUACUUGAUGUCCAUAUUCACAAACCAAUGUUAACCGCUCGCACCUGGAUGGAUUCUUUACUUGCAUUUUUUCCUGGCCUGCAGGUCCUGAAAGGUGACAUUCGUCCUGCCAUAGAGACCCAUGAAAUGUUGUACCAGGUGGUACAAAAGCACAAUUUCCUGCCAGAAGCCUUCACAACAGACUUCAGAGUGCACUGGGCCCAGCACCCUUUAAGACCGGAGUUUGCAGAAAGCACCUAUUUCUUGUAUAAAGCAACUGGAGAUCCUUACUAUCUGGAAGUAGGAAAAACGCUCAUUGACAAUCUGAAUAAAUACGCCCGUGUUCCAUGUGGCUUUGCUGCUGUUAAAGAUGUGCGCACAGGAAGUCACGAGGACAGAAUGGAUUCUUUUUUCUUGGCGGAAAUGUUCAAGUAUCUGUACUUGCUGUUCUCGGAGAGGGAAGACCUGAUAUUUGAUAUUGAAGAUUACGUUUUUACUACAGAAGCUCAUCUUUUACCUCUGUGGCUCUCUACAGCAAACCAAACCGUUGCUAAGAAAAACACUACUACCCAAUACACAGAGCUUGAUGACAGUAACUUUGAUUGGUCAUGCCCAAACACCCAAAUCCUUUUCCGGAAUGAUCCAAUGUAUGCGCAGAGCAUUCGAGAACCACUGAAAAACGUGGUUGAUAAAAACUGUCCUCGGAGCCCUUCCAGAAAUGAUGAAGUCUUCAGCAAUGGGAACAGGCCGCCUUUACGUGCUCGAGAUUUUAUGGCCAGUAAUCCAGAACACCUUGAGAUCCUGAAGAAGAUGGGCGUCAGUCUGAUCCAUCUAAAGGACGGGAGAGUUCAGUUAGUCCAGCACGCCAACCAAGCUGCAAGCUCUAUAGAUGCAGAGGACGGUUUGCGUUUCAUGCAAGAGAUGAUUGAAUUGUCCAGCCAGCAGCAGAAAGAACAGCAACUGCCUCCCCGUGCAGUCCAAAUUGUGUCUCACCCAUUUUUUGGGAGAGUGGUACUGACUGCAGGGCCGGCACAGUUUGGAAUGGACCUUUCCAAAAAUGUGGCAGGGACCAGAGGUUUUGUAGCUAAUACUGAGCCAUACAGCGGCUGUUCAGAGGUUACAAACACAGAAGCCAUAAAAGGAAAGAUCGCUCUGAUGCAAAGAGGUCAGUGUAUGUUUGCAGAGAAGGCACGGAAUAUCCAGAAGUCUGGAGCUGUCGGGGGCAUUGUAAUUGAUGACAAUGACGGCAGCAGCAGCGACACAGCUCCUCUCUUCCAGAUGGCGGGUGAUGGGAAGAAUACAGACGACAUAACAAUCCCUAUGCUGUUUCUCUUCAGCAAGGAAGGAAACAUCAUUCUUGACGCCAUCCGAGAAUACCAAGAAGUGGAGGUUCUUCUAUCAGACAAAGCCAGAGACAGAGCGACAAUUUUUAAAGGUAAAAUAGUCCCAAACUACAUUAUUGAUAGCAAUUUGGAUGGAGAAAGCGGAGAACAGAGACCAGUUGAAAAUGAUUCCCAGACACAGACUCCAGAAGAAACUUCAGUGCCUCAUGACAGCAAUAAUGGGAUAUAUACCGAUUCCGAUGAAGAAACAUCUGGGGCUUCUGAACCAGAGUUUCCUAGCCCCCCCGCCAGUGAUGGCUUACAUACACAGAAUGCCAAACACCAAAUAGGGUUUAGUGAAUCCACCACAAAAGACUUACCAGAGUUAGGCGAUAAAGCCAAUGAGCCAUCUGAAAGUUCAGAAAACCCUGUGGAUGAAACCCAGGGCACUAAAACUCAGUCAAUGGAGUCAAUUUUAGCAGACUGGAAAGAAGACAUUGAAGCAUUUGAAAUGAUGGAAAAGGAUGAACUAUGACCAAAAAAAAAAAACACUUUUCCCCCCAGAAACAUUAAAUGUUUCUCUGCCACAUAAAUAAUGUUGUAUACCCUUCUGAACAGAUGGACGUUGUAGGAAACGGUAAUUUUGAAGGAUUAUAUUUAGUUAACUGUUCUGUUUAAGUUUCUCUUGGGUCCACCAGUCAUCAUGUCAUGUCUUACAUAUGGGGUGAUGGAUCCAUUGACUAUCAACUUCGUACAGAUUAUGGAAACGGACCUAGAUUUUGUCUACCAAGGGCUUACUUUAAGGAAAUGACUCCCCUAAAAUAUUCUUGUAAACAUUUUACCUACCAUCACUAAAAAAAAAUUGAAAUAGAGUAUUAGGAUAUUUAUUGAACGAUUUUAAAUUCAGUGUGCAAGAAAUAUGUUCUGAUUCUUGUAGAUUUUCUAAUGGUACUGAAACAUCCUCUAGUUUAAUAUUACCCUUAUUUUCUAUAUAUUUUUUUUAUUAUUAUUUUUUUAAGAUUUGGAGAUUUUUUUUUUAAAUUAUAAUGCAAUAUUUUGCAUUAAUUUUGACUAUAUUAUAGUCCAUAACAAAAAUAUUUUGAUAGGCCAGUCCAUUUUUGUAGCUUUCAAACAUUUAAUUUGCUUUUUGUUUCCUUUUUGUUAUAAAGUCAAUAUAUGAAACAAUAAUUGUUUUGUAAUGUGCACAAAGUCAUUAAAAUGCUCGAGGAAAUUUUUGAAGAAGUAGAGAUGUUUUGCAUUGCCAUCUGCUGAGAAAAGUAAGAUUGGAGAAUUUAUAAUUUAUUUCCCCCCUGUAACUACUACUGUACUAGCUGUUGCAUGUCAUCUAAAGAUAAUAGGUUUGUUGUCACAGAAUUACAGUCUACAAAUGCAUUUUUUUCAUUAUCAUGUACACUUGCUGCUCACAAUCUAGUAUCGGUGCUAUUGAAAAAAAUGUACAUAUAACAAAAUGUGCUCAUCUUUAAGAAUUGAAAAAAACCUAAAGCUGUGAAUAGCAAGUCAUUUAAAGGAUACAUCAUACUUUCUUGUAUUUGAUAAUUGUGCACACACGUUCCAUGUAAGAGACAUGUCUAUAGGGAAGAGAAAUCAAAGUAUUAUAAGCAUUAAUGUAGCGGGAGGUAAAACGCGCGUUAGCUUUAGUUCUUAGACUUCUAUUCUUCUAAUUAAAUGUGUAGUUUGCCUAAAAUAACACAUCUGUACAUCAAUACCUUUUUAUAUUAAAACAAUCUUUUCUUUUUGAUACCUUUUUUAUUUAUAUUUGUUUGUCCGCCUAAGUACAUAGUUUCUUUAAAUAAAAUGCCCCUGAGACAUAAAUGCUUUCAUUGAUCGGUUUCUAAGAACUGGGAUUAGACUUUGAGUCUGUUUAAUACUUUUUAAAAGAUCUUAGAAUCUUAAAUCUAGUGGAGCAUUUAUACAUUAAGGCUUAAGUAAAAAAAACAACUACAAAAUAAAUGACAAACAAUGUAAAAUUACCCUGAAUACAUUCCUAUUAACUUAUGACUUAACAUUCUAGUUAUGUCCUAAUAAUCCACAGGAAAAUUAGAACUUUAAAAGAUAAAACUUUUUCGUCCUUUUCAAUUAAAUUCUCAAGCUUAGUCUACUUAGCAUUAAAACUAAUCAUAUUAUUUUUAUUAUAAAAUAGGGCAUAUUAGGGAAGUAUGUUUCAGUCGCCCUGUUAUAGCAAACUUAUUGCAAAAUAAGAAACAAACUUACUGCAAUGAAAAAGUGAAAUGCAUUAGACAUUGGAUUUGGCCAUGACUUCCAAUUCUACUUAAAAUUCCUGUGAUCCCUGUUAUAUUUGUUCAGGAAAACAUUUUUAUAGUUGGGGAAUAACAUUGAUAUUUGUUUCCAUUGAUGGAGCAUACUCAUAUGGAUCCUAUGCGUACAAUAUAUUAAUAUUGUAAACAAAAAAUAGUAGUAAUAAUUUAAAUUGGCGUUAUAUUUCUAGAGUCAGUACAAAUGAAAAAUGAUUUGAUAUUGUUUUAUUGUUGCAAACCUGUUGCUGGAAUAAAUUAUGUGUUUAAUAAGUGUAAUUUAUAGGAGUUUGUCAAGUCUCUUAUAUUUUCCGAUGAUUUUUUAAAAUCAGUUUAUUUGUGAUCUUCUUUGUGCAUCACAUUACAUAGAUCUGCUUUUACUUAGUGAUGGUAAACAAAAAAAAUAUUUAGAACUGAAAUAUAAAAAUCCUUUUUGAAAAUAAAAUAUAUUGGUACCUUACCUUCAUAUCAACAGCGUGCCUGAAAGUGUUAAAAAUCAUCAGUUUUAUACUAACUGACACCACUGCCGUCCCACCUAGAUGAACCGCUCAUCCAAUGUUUUUGUUUCCCAUAUGGCACCUUGCCGUAAAACUAGCUCAAACAUUGGUUGAGCUUGAAAACCCCCCCAAAAUAAAGAUUUUUUUUUUAACACUUUCAGGCAUGCUGUUGAUAUGAUGUUAAGGUACCCCUGUAUACUUUAUUUUCAAAAAGGAUUUUAUUUUCUAUAUAUAAAUAUUCUUAGUUUAUCAUCACUGUAUUUAGAUUUAGUACCCAAAAUGUUUCUAUGGUAUGAAAGAUCAUUAGUUAAGCGUGUGAAAAAUAUUCUGUACAUGGAAAAGAUUAAUAUAGUUACAUUAAAACAGGACGUGUAUGUUUGUGUACAACUUGUAGCCUAUGAGUCUAUUGGCUCAUAGGGAAGUUGGAUUUUUCAACACUGGGGGAUUCACAAAAAUAACAAAUAACUGUAUCAUUUCUAAAAUAAAACUAAAAACGAAUUUGUUUUUUAGACCAAAUGGAUAUUUUUUUGAGUGCAGCGUCCUUUCAGAAUUAACGGCAGAGCUACUUCAGUCUGAAUUAUAUGGCUGGGAUAGGUCGGAGUUAAAUUCAGAGCUAAGAUGUGAAAGUUAGGUUCCCUUCUGUGUUCCACAAAUGAGACAAAUGAUCAUGUGACAUUGGCGCACAACAAGAAGGGUUAUUGUUUGUUUAUUUUUAUGUUAAAGGAGCAAUAAAUGGGUUUUUUUUUAAAAACCUCUUCAAAAUGUGUAGAGUACAUUCAAGUAUUAAAUGAAAGUGAAGCUUGUAAUCACAAGAAUUCUUAUUUAUUAAAGGGACAUAAAACACACUUUUUUUUUUUCUUUAAUGGUUUCAAUAGAGCUCGCAAUUUUAGUCAACUUUCUAAUUUACUUCUAGUAUCGUUAGGGGUGUGCAUUUGGAUCUAUUGUGAGGAUACAAAUGCGAAAGGAGGCCACUCACGGGAUUCGGCUCUUUCCAGAGCCGCAUUUCUUCUUGUGAAAGUUCAGCACACUAGGAUCUGGAUUUGCUCACAAGAAGAAAUGCGGCUUCGGAAAGAGCAGGAUCCCGCGAGUGGCCUCCUUCCGCCUUCUUAUCCUCAUGAUGCAUACAAAUGCACACCCCUAAUUAUCAUAUUUGCUUUUUUCUCUUGGUAUUCUUUGUUGUAGAAGCAGCAAUGCACUACCGGAAGCUAGCUGAACAGAUUGUGAGGGCCAAUGACAAGGAGUAUCUAAGCGCAGCUUCCAAUCUAGCUCCUGAGCAUACCUAGGUAUGCUUUUCUACAAAGGAUACCAAGAGAACAAAGCAAAUUAGAAUUCAAUUGAGAAGUAGUUUAAAAUUGUAUGCUCUCCCUGAAUCAUGAAAGAAAAAUUUGGGGUUUUAUGCCCCUUUAAUUGCCUGGCUUCACCCAAGCCCUCCGAUUUUUUUAGCAGCGGGCGCUACAGCCAAUGAAAAGACAUUUUCCUUUCAUCACACUUCCUGAGCAAACUGUCUUGCACCCUUGCAAAGGGCAGCUGAAAAAUAAGAAAUGAACACAGGCAGAGACUGCUUGUUCUGACUGAAAGGAAAUUGCACAGGGCAUGUGGUACAGUUCUCAUUGGAUGAACCGCCUACUAUUAAACGCUGCAGGCUGGGGAUGACUCCUGGGCUCACUUUAAAAAUAUGUUUAGUAAUAAAUUAAAGGGACAUUAAACCCAAAUUUUUUCUUUCAUGAUUCAGAUAGAGAAUACCAUUUUAAACAACUUUCUAAUUUACUUCUAUUAUCUAAUUUGCUUCAUUCUCUUGAUAUUCUUUCCUGAAAAGCAUAUCUAGAUAGGCUAAGUAGCUUCUGAUUGGUGGCUGCACAUAGAUGCCUCAUGUGAUUGGCUCCCCAAUGUGCAUUGCUAUUCCUUUAACAAAGGAUAUCUAAAGAUUGCACCAAAUCAGAUAAUAGAAGUAAAUUGGAAUGUUGUUUAAAAUUGUAUUCUCUAUCUGAAUCAUGAAAGAAAAUGUUUGGGUUUAAUGGCCCUUUAAGACCGCUUGUGGUGAGAAGUUUUGCGUUUAUCAAAUACUUAAAUUAUACUACACAUUGAACCGGUUACAAAAUGACAUUUAUUGUCCCUGUAAAAUACUUCUUUCUAUUUCACCUGAUACUGCCAUUAUUGUAGAGUCCUUUAUAAAUGAAAGCAUCAUACUCUCCAAGGUUCUGAUCCACAUAACAGAAGUAGAACUCUACGUAUUGGGCUUUGAGGUUUUGUGAUUCUUAUUAAAUUAAAAGCGUUCACCAUAUCUUUUUUUUUUUUUCUGGUAUUCGUUAAAUUAACAGAUCUCUGUAUUGUUUUUACAUAUGAAUGUGGAUCAUGGCAGGAAAUUUAUGGUUUUUAGGACUUUUGCAUUGGUUGUGGACAGGAUACUAUUAUAUGGUGUAACUGUGCGGUACAGUAAUGCUUUCUCCCAUGUCACUUUGUCUGCGAGGGUUGGGGGACAGUGAACCUCUAGAUUCAGAUGUAAAUUAAGUAAUAUAAAUUUGUAUGACUGUAGCACUACAGGAACAGAUGUACUUAUAACUUAUAAAUACUGGUGUUUCCAACAGAAUCAAAAACUCCUUGAAACCUGCUACUGCCAUAUAAGUAAUCUGUAAUGACUUAAAGGGACAUUAAACCCAAAAUUUUUCUUUCAUGAGUCAGACAGAGAAUACAAUUUUAAACAACAUCCCAAUUUACUUCUAUUAUCUAAUUUGCUUCAUUCUUUAGAUAUCUUUUGUUAAAGAAAUAGCAAUGCACAUCGGUGAGCCAAUCACAUGAGGCAUCUAUGUGCAGCCACCAAUCAGAAGCUACUGAGCAUAUCUAGAUAUGCUUUUCAGGAAAGAAUAUCAAGAGAAUUAAGCAAAUUAGAUUAUAUAAGUAAAUUAGAAAGUUGUUUAAAAUGGUAUUCUCUAUCUGAAUCAUGAAAGAAAAAAAUUGGGUUUAAUGUCCCUUUAAUUUUCUGACUUUGCAUAAAUGAUAUUCAUAUAAAUGUAUCUGUAGGCGUGAAGGACUGUAUUUGAUCACCUAAAGCAAAUGUAUGUUAGUGAUUUAGUGACAGCGUAAUUAGAUUAAACCAGCGUAAUCAAACCUUUCAUUAAUAAUCUACCUCAAGUGAUUAUAUUAACGAAAAGGUUAACAUUCAAUGCAUAUCGUAAUUUUCUUUCGAAAAUGAUUUCAGAUUGUUCGUUGACGUAAUCUGUUUACAUUAUAUGGUUAGAAACAUUUUGUAUAUGCAAAGUAUAUUUAGGUUUUCUCAAAUGAUUUUAUUAAACUGAAAAUGUUUAUCUGUAUAUGUUAUGCAGUCAUUACGUCACUUGUUAUACCUGGCUUGUAAUAGUUUUAUCCAAAAAAAUAUAUGAAACAAAAAUAUCCUGAAAGUGACAGUUUAGUGCAAGAUGCAGAUCUUUUGGGUAGUAAACUUAAUUGUGUCCUCGGACUCUACAAAAACAAAUUGCCAGGUCUUAAAGGGACAGUAUACACUCAUUUUCAUAUAGCUGCAUGUAAUAGACACUCCUAUAAAGAAUAAGAUGCACAGAUACUGAUAUAAGAAUCCAGUAUAAAGCUGUUUAAAAACUUACUUAGAACCUCUUAGUUUAGCUCUGUUGAAAAGGUAGCUGGAAAGCCCACUGCAAGUGGGAAAUAAGACACUCCCCCCUCCCCCUUCUUUUGCAUAUGAAAAGACCCUUUACACAAACAGGAGCAAGCUGGAGUAGAUAGCUGACGGUAUUCACAUAAAACUUUGGGGCUUGGUUAGGAGUCUGAAAAUCAGAGCAAUGUUAUAUAAAAAUAAGCAAAAUUAUACAUUUAAAAAAAAAAAAAAAAAACUUUAUGGACUAUAUAAAUAGAUCAUCUACAAAACAUAUAUGCAAAGAAAAAAUGAGUGUAUAAUGUCCCUUUAACACACACCUUUAAACUAAGUAAGUUAUCAGAUUACGCUUCAGAAUAAAAAAGUUGUUUUUUAAAAAAAAAAAAAUCUAGUUUGUUACUCACUUAACAGAGGGCAGGCAUAUGUAUUUGUAUGUCUUUUAAAUGAUUUUAAUGUGUGUCUUAGUUUUUAAUGAACAAUAUUAAAAGUUAAAGGGACAGUCUACACCAGAAUUUUUAUUGUUUUAAAAGAUAGAUAAUCCCUUUAUUACCCAUUCCCCAGUUUUGCAUAACCAACACAGUUAUAUUAAUAUACUUUUUACCUCUGUAAUUAUCUUGUAUCUAAGCCUCUGCAAACUGCCCCUUUAUUUCAGUUCUUUUGACAGACUUGCAGUCUAGCCAAUCAGUGCCUGCUCCCAGACUUCACGUGCACAAGCACAGUGUUAUCUAUAUGAAAUACAUGAACUAACACCCUCUAGUGGUGAAAAACUGUUAAAAUGCAUUCUGAAAAGAGGUAGCCUUCAAGGUCUAAGAAAUUAGCAUAUGAACCUCCUAGGUUAAGCUUUCAACUAAGAAUACCAAGAGAACAAAGCAAAAUUGGUGAUAAAAGUAAAUUGGAAAAUUGUUUAAAAUUACAUGCUCUAUCUGAAUCAUGAAAGUUUAUUUUGGCCUAGACUGUCCCUUUAAAUUUUAUUUUAGGUUCCGCCCCUUUCUUACCCCUCCCCUCCCUUCCAUUGUUUGGUAUAAUCCUCAACUGUUUAUAUAGUGUGCCCCAAUAGUACUACUUCCCUUUAUUGUAAUAUUUUGUCAGUACUAGGCACUGCCUUCUGCAGUUACUUCGGUUUUCUGCAUUUGGAUCUGAGUAUUUACCCUCCCUCUGACUUUGUUCAGAUAAAAACAUUUACACAUUGCGCAUUCCUGUUGUUGGCAUUUACUUGUGCUGAGUUUUGCAGCAUGAAGUUUAUAUUAAUACUGCAGGUUAUACCUAGACUCUAUUGAGUGUGUUGUUAAAUAGAAUAAAAAUCUCAGCAUUUUAUACUGGUAACUUAAUUAAAAUGCAUAGAGAGAAUGUUUCAAAUGAUUUUUUAGAUUUGCCUAUAAUUGUUUGGAGAUGAAAUAGACAUAAUGUGUUGUUGUACAGCUUGAUCUCGUGCAGGGCUAUGUGUUUAAACCUCACAAAGGAGUUAAACGCAUUACGUCUAAUACACCAGGGGGCAAUAUUUUUCUGGUUCGAAGCGAAGGCACUUUAAACACUCAGUCACAACUUGUGUAUAGCCACAUUCAGCUCAUUAUUGGCUGAGGUUAACUGGCUUGAAAACCAAGAUAAAGUGCAUUAAUUAAAUGCUUUAACACAUUAGAGAAUAUCUCUAGCACUACUUUGUCCUUUUAAGAAUUCAAGAAAAUGAAUGGAAAGAAAUCUUGCUCCAGAUUCCCCCCCCCACAUAGACUACUCUUGUUUUAAAAUAUUUGAUUUCAUGGAAAGUUUGACAUACUUCAUACUUGUUCAUUUUGAUCCAUUUCUCUUUUUAAUAAAUAAUUUUCUGUAAUUGCCAACUAUAGAAGAUGGUAUUUUAUAUCAUUUGGCAAUAAAAAUGGUUUAUUCUACAGUAGGACAUGAGAGCUCUGGAUAGACAUAAACAGUGUAUAGAUAUUUAUGUACACUUCCUGCCUGCUUCUCACAAUAUAUUCAAUGUUUUUAGGGCUAAGGCUAUGGUACGCUAGCCAUUUUUAAACCGUUUUUACCAGUCUUUAACCGUGUAUUUUACUUGAUCUGUAUGCAUUGAUUCUAUCUGUUCUAAAUGUGCAGUAGCCCAAUGCUAAUUUUGUUAUGCACUGUAAGUCUUGGGGUUCCACUGUAUAUAAUCCUGAUGUGUAUAUAUAAUUGUUCAUUUGUCAUGAUUGUAAAGAUUUAAUAAAAAAUGUAAAUAUUCCA